Molecule: messenger RNA, 936 nt
Organism: Mya arenaria
Lineage: Eukaryota; Metazoa; Mollusca; Bivalvia; Myida; Myidae
Product: heat shock 70 kDa protein 12B-like
Exons: 6
Coding region: 1-936 (311 amino acids)
Molecular function (GO): ATP binding; ATP-dependent protein folding chaperone
Source: RefSeq, a predicted model, not a curated record
AUGGUUCAGGGUGUCCGUGCGGGUGAACCAGGAAGUGCGAGUAGACCAUCAGGUGAACGCGACGGUUACUCCGCAACUAUAACAGAAGUCAACAUAGUAGGUAUAGCUAUCAUUUUGUCUAGCGGACCUUUGAAGCGUGUUGUUUUUACCAACCAUGGCAAGAAAUGCUCAAAACCAGGCACUGUUGGUGGCAGCUUUCGACUUCGGAACCACAUACAGCGGAUAUGCGUUCUCAUUCCGAGACGACCCCAACAAAAUUCAGACAAACCAGACCUGGUUCGCCGGGGCGGGGCCGCAAGAUUGGUGUCACUGAAAACACCUACAUCUGUCCUUCUGAACCCAGAGGGAGAGUUUGACAAGUUUGGUUUCGAGGCUGAAGACAAAUACGCAACCCUAGCUGAAGAUGAUGAGCACCACGGCUGGAGGCUUUUUCGGAGGUUUAAGAUGGUUCUGCAUAAUAAUGAGCACUUGACGAAAGACGUUACGGUAGAGGACUUUUGUGGAGAGCAGAUGACGGCUUUCCCGUUGUUUGUCAUGUCGAUCAAGUACCUGAAAGAACACCUGCUAAAGGCGGUUACUACACAAAAGAUAGGAUUAGAGGAAACUGAUAUAUUGUUCGUGUUGACCGUUCCGGCUAUCUGGGAUGACAAUGCCAAGAGAUUUAUGAGGGACGCGUCUAUAGAAGCUGGAGUAGACCCAAAUCACCUUAAGCUGGCCUUGGAGCCGGAAUGUGCCUCGAUCUGGUGUGAAACAUUGGGUACAGACGUGAAGGGCGCUGUAGCGUUUCAAGGAUCACAGUUCAUGGUCGUCGAUCUUGGAGGAGGCACCGCAGAUAUAUCUGUCCAUGAAAGAAAACCAGAUGGAACCCUGAAAGAAAUCCACAAAGCAAGUGGGGGCCCGUGGGGAGGCAUCUAUGUGGAUGAAAAUUACAUGUAA